GUUAGUAUUGUUUCAAUAUUUUGUUCAAUGUUUGAGGAUUAUAACGAAGAUAAUGUGGAACUAUCGCGUUGCUUAUUUCUCUCGCGAUAUCUGACAACCCUGUACGUGAACUAAACAAGACGACGAAAAAGCAAGAUGGCGUUUGACGGAGAAGACGUUGUUGUGUUUAUUACAGUUGUGUGUUCUUAAUCAGUACGUACAUGUACACAUUUAUGUUGUUUGAUAGAGUAAACAUAUUUUAUAAUUGUUUGUAUUUGGAUACAUUAGUCUGAGUGCACUUUGCAGCUCCUCGUGUUAGCUUAGCUUGCUAGUUAGCUUGGCGUGUUAGCUGCUAACAAAGAGAGGCGGAAGUGAUCAAAACACAUCGCUAAGCAGAGAUCAAGUGUAAGAGUAUAGUGUUGUGAUUGUGUGAAAAUGUGCGAAAGAACGACAGCAGAGUACGAGGAGGAACUUUGUCCAACAAAAGAGGAGAAGGAGCGACAACAUCAACUACUGGACGCUGUUUUCAAGAAACAUCAAGUUGUGUUACACAGAACAGACGUCCAGCAGCCCCCCCACAUUAAAGAGGAAGAGGAGGAAGUGUGGAUCACUCAGGAGGAAGAGUGUCUUCUAGGGCAGGAGGAGGCUGAUCUCACCAAGUUUCCACUGACUGUUGUCUCUGUGAAGACUGAAGAGCAUGAAGACAAACCACCUGAGUCCUCACAGCUUCAUCACAGUCCAAAUGUCUGUCAGGAACAUCAUCUCCCUGAGCAACAGGAGUGGAGCUUCAGGAUGGAGCAGGAGGAGCCACAGCCUUCCUACAUCAAAGAGGAAGACGAGGCGCCACAAAACCCUCACAUUAAAGAAGAAGAGGAGGAACACAGCAUCAGUCAGGAGGGAGAGCAUCUUGAAUGGUUGGAGGAGUUGCCAUUGACUGUCAUUGUGAAGAGUGAAGAUGAUGAGGUCAAAGGUGAAAGUGAGGAGGAGAGAGAGGCGGAGCCUCCAAGCAGCAGCUCAACUCAACACAUGACAACAGAAGCUGAUGGAGACCACUGUGGAGGAUCACAAGCAGACAAGCUCUUAGCUCCACUAUCAGAUAGUGAGGACACAACGUCACACUCUCCUGACACUGAUGAUGAAGACUCUAAAGAUGAUAAGACAUGUCACACUGACAACACACACUUCACGUGUUCUCACUGCGACAAAACCUUUAAUUACCGUCAUAAUCUGAAAACACACAUGAGAACACACACUGGAGAAAAGCCUUAUUCCUGCUCAGAAUGUGGUAAAUGUUUUGCACAAAAACAGGUGUUGAAAGAACACAUGCAAACACACACUGGAGAAAAACCUUUUUCCUGCUUAGUAUGUGGUAAAAGUUUUGUACAAAGAAACAAUUUGAAAGUACACAUGAGAAUACACACCGGGGAAAAACCUUUUACUUGUUCAAUCUGUGGUAAAGGUUUUGUAACAAGUCAAAAUUUGAAAGUGCACAUGAGGACGCACACCGGUGAAAAACCGUAUUCCUGUUCAAUUUGCAACAAAAGCUUUUGUGACCGAUCAGCGCUUAUCAGACACAUGAGAACACACAGUGGAGAGAAAGUGUUGAGUUGCGAUCUUUGUGGUGAAAGAUUCUCUUCUAAGCACCAGUGUAAGAAACACAAGUGUGCUGGUGAGAACAGCCGCGGCAAACGCCAUCCACCCAUCCAUAUUCUACCGCUUGUCCCUUACGGGGUUGCGGGGGGUGCUGGAGCCUAUCCCAGCUGCAUUCGGGCGGAAGGCGGGGAACACCUUGGACAAGUCUCCACCUCAUCACAGGGCCAACACAGAUAGACAGACAACAUUCACACUCACUUUCACACACUAGGGACCAUUUAGUGUUGCCAAUCAACCUAUCCCCAGGUGCAUGUCUUUGGAGGUGGGAGGAAGCCGCAGUCACGGGGAGAACAUGCAAACUCCACACGGAAAGAUCCCGAGCCCAGGAUCGAACCCAGGGCCUUCGUAUUGU
Messenger RNA from Entelurus aequoreus (snake pipefish), 1984 nucleotides. RefSeq names its product zinc finger and SCAN domain-containing protein 2-like. Gene Ontology annotation, molecular function: RNA polymerase II cis-regulatory region sequence-specific DNA binding; DNA-binding transcription factor activity. Bases 415 to 1809 code for a protein of 464 amino acids. Gene Ontology annotation, biological process: regulation of transcription by RNA polymerase II. The record is from RefSeq and is a predicted model, not a curated record. Lineage: Eukaryota; Metazoa; Chordata; Actinopteri; Syngnathiformes; Syngnathidae. The transcript is spliced from 3 exons.